Miscanthus lutarioriparius is the source of this 1521-nucleotide messenger RNA. The record is from the annotation of a GenBank genome assembly. Lineage: Eukaryota; Viridiplantae; Streptophyta; Magnoliopsida; Poales; Poaceae.
AUGCCUCUGCGCGGUCUCCGGCGCCGGGGCCAUUGCUGCGAGGCCGGGAGGACCCUGCUACGCCUCUCCCUCCGCAGAUCGUCGUCGUCAUCAUCGUCCGCCGCACCUCCGAACCAAAGUUCCAACAGCGCCGCACUCACGGCGGAGGAAGAGGCGGCGGCCGCAGAAAUCAAGAGCUCGCUCCUCAGGGCACGCAAGGGGAGCGUCGAGGACCUGGUCCGGGCCCUCGCGGCGGAGUGCUCUGAGUUCCGUCUGACGAGCGGCGUAGCGGACAGCCUGCUGCGCAGGUGCGGGGACGACUGGAAAUCCGCGCUGGGUUUCUUCCUGUGGGCGCAGUCGCGGGGCGGCGGCUACUCCCACACGCCGUACGCCUGCAACCGGAUGGUCGACCUGCUCGGGAAGAUGAGGCAGAUCGACCGGAUGUGGGAUCUGCUGUCUGAAAUGCAUUGCAGGGGGCUCGUCACUGUGGACACUAUCGCCAAGAGCAUCAGGAGGCUUGCCGCUGCGAGGAGGUGGAGGGAUGCCAUUCUGUUGUUUGAUCAGUUGGAGGACUUGGGACUGGAGAGGAACACGGAGACCAUGAAUGUGCUGCUCGAUGCGCUCUGCAAGGAGAAGAAAGUCGAAUUGGCACGUGAGGUAUUUGUCAUGCUCAGCCCACAUAUCGCACCAGAUGCUUACACUUUCAACAUCUUCGUCCAUGGGUGGUGCAGUGUGCGUAGAAUUGAUGAGGCAAUGUGGACGAUGGAGGAGAUGAAAAACAGGGGGUUCCCUCCUAUUGUCAUCACAUACACUGCUGUUCUUGAGGCUUACUGUAAGCAGCGCAACUUCAGGAGGGUCUGUGAAGUCCUUGAUUCCAUGAGUUCUCAGGGCUGCCAUCCAAAUGUGAUCACUUACACAAUGAUCAUGACCUCACUGACAAAAUGUGAAAGGUUUGAAGAAGCUCUGAGUGUUUCGGAUAGAAUGAAGUCCUCUGGUUGUAAGCCUGAUACGUUGUUCUACAAUGCCCUGAUCAACCUUCUUGGUAGAGCAGGUCAUUUGUUUGAAGCUAACCAAGUAUUUCGUGUGGAGAUGCCAAGGAAUGGUGUGCCCCGCAAUGUGGCCACUUAUAACACCAUGAUAUCAAUUCUUUGCCAAUAUGGGCGAGAUGAUGAUGCUCUCGAUGUAUUGAAAGAAAUGGAAGCACAAUCCUGCAAACCUGAUCUUCAGACAUAUCAACCACUUCUUAGACUAUUGUUUGGUAGAAGAGGGCAAGCUGGUGCCAUUCACCGUUUGUUGAGUGAGCUUCGUGAUAGGAAUGGUCUAGGGCUAGAUCUUGAUACAUAUACCCUUCUGAUCCAUGGUCUUUGCAGGGUCGGUGAAACUGAUUGGGCUUAUCAACUCUAUGAUGAGAUGGUAGGUAGUGAAAUUGUACCUAGACCUAAAACAUGCGAGUUACUUUUGCGUGAGACUCGGAGACAAAACAUGGAAGCGUACGUGGAAAGAAUUCGGAACGAUGUAAUUUCCUUUGGCCUUUCUCCGUAA